This is a messenger RNA of Gastrolobium bilobum, 1684 nucleotides long. Its product is annotated as protein Brevis radix-like 4. Lineage: Eukaryota; Viridiplantae; Streptophyta; Magnoliopsida; Fabales; Fabaceae. Bases 303 to 1382 code for a protein of 359 amino acids. The record is from RefSeq and is a predicted model, not a curated record. The transcript is spliced from 5 exons.
AACAGUAUCCUCUCCUCUCACAUUAUAGCCAUUCCCUACGAAAACCAAAAAGCUCAAAAAGAAAAACACCUUCUUCCACCACCAUCAGAAUCAACCAUCACCCCCGAGACCCAGCACAUGAGAAUCUCUGAUUUCGUAAUUGAAGUCACUGAUGCGCAUGGCGUUUAAUCGUACCCGUUCCUCGGUCUUCGUGCAUUCUAAUCCAAUUCGAAACAUCUAAGCUUAACUUACUUCUACUUCCUCUUGUUUUUUUCCUCUUCAUUUCGCAAACUCGAUCUCAAAAAAAAAUAGGAAAAAAAAAAAUGCUUACAUGCAUAGCACGUCCUAAGAAACUCGGGGAGGACUCGGUGAGUCACGUCGACGAUUCGGACCCAAGCAACAAUGCGAAAAACCAAGCUGUGAAGUCCCUCACAUGUCAGAUAAAGGACAUGGCGUUGAAGGCUUCGGGGGCGUACAAGCACUGUAGCCCGUGCGCGGCGCAGAGUCGACUCAGAAGCGGAGCCGCCGAGUCUGACGCGGACUCGGAGCGGUUCCGGCGGUCGUACCGGAGGACGAGGACUUGGGGAAAGGAGAUGGAGGCGAGGCUCAAGGGGAUUUCCAGCGGGGAGGGGACGCCGAGCUCAGCCACCGGGAGCAGCCGGAGAGUGGUGCUGCUGAUGGAAGAUGACGAGCCUAAGGAGUGGGUGGCGCAGGUGGAGCCCGGCGUUUUGAUCACCUUCGUGUCGCUUCCGCGUGGCGGGAACGAUCUCAAGAGGAUCCGCUUCAGUCGCGAGAUAUUUAACAAAUGGCAAGCUCAAAGAUGGUGGGCAGAGAACUAUGACAAGGUCAUGGAACUUUACAAUGUUCAAAGGUUUAACCGCCAAGCUUUCCCUCUUCCAACUCCACCAAGGUCUGAAGACGAGAGUUCAAAGCGUGAAUCGGUAGAAGACAGCCCUGUCACACCUCCACUGACUAGGGAACAGCUACCUCGUAAUUUAUACCGUCCAGCAGGGAUUGGAAUGGGGUACUCAUCCUCAGAUUCCUUUGAUCAUCAAUCAAUGCAAUCCCGGCAUUACUAUGACUUGAGUGGUAUGAACUCUACCCCAAAGGUGUCCACCAUUAGUGCUGCCAAGACGGAUAUAUCAUCAAUGGAUGCUUCUAUAAGAAGUAGCUCAUCUAGAGAAGCCGAUCGCUCUUGUGACCUAUCAAUCAGCAAUGCCAGUGACUUGGAGACUGAAUGGGUUGAGCAGGAUGAACCUGGGGUUUACAUUACCAUCAGAGCUCUGCCAGGUGGCAAAAGGGAGCUCAAACGAGUCAGGUUCAGCCGAGAAAAAUUUGGGGAGAUGCAUGCUAGACUAUGGUGGGAAGAGAACCGCGCCAGAAUACAUGAAAAAUACUUGUGAGAUUUAUCAAAGGUAUGGCUGUUGGUGCUUUACAAAAUGUGGAGGUGGUGUUGCUUAUUAUUUUGUUUAAUCUCUGUUUUUCUAUAUAAAACCUCGUUAUAGGCGAUUAGAUGUCAUAACGGUGCUACUUGUACCUCUACCUUUUUGGGCCAUAUAUACAUCCCUAGACCCUAGCAAGCUCGAGUCUCAUCUUCGUGCGAUCGAUUCUGGUUCUUCUCUUGGAUGUAGGAAGUAAAUUUAGCAUCUAUUAGUAAAAGAGCAACUGUUUUCUUGAAACUUCUAAGAAAUGAGUGUAAAUUAUA